AUGGACCCAAACAUUUUUGUGUUAGUUUCAGCUGAAAAUUUCAGCUCGAAACCAAUAAUUUGUUCCAGCAAAUCCUCACCAACUGCCGCUCAGCCUGUUCAUGUCCAACAAGAGAGUCCGCGGGCCGCUUAUCACCCUCAAAUCAAUCAAUAUGCCCGUCCAGUGUCUGUUUCACCAGUACCAUCUGCCGGAGGGAAGACUAUCACCACUCAUUAUCAUACACCAAAAACACAGGGCAUUUUGAGCCCAGCUCAACGCGGCGUGCCAAACGCGGCCUUCGGUGCGGACCUCUCAAAGACCGUAACCUAUGGCGGGGGCGUGGGACCCGGCGGGACCCACUACGACCCAAAUCGCCUGUCGCCGGCUCCAUCUCAAUUUUCUCAAGGCUCGAGACAAACGGCUCCGCCACCAGUGCCAUCGAAUCCGCCACCGUCUCAUGAAAAUCCGUCUUCCCGAGUCCCAGACUCUGUUCGAUCUGCAGUCUCCCCACGACGCACCGGAAAAGUGCCACGUCAAUGGCCUCCACCACAGGCUCCGCCCACAAAUCGAUAUUGGCAAAUUGAUCCGGCAGAUGCGCUCAAGAAAGAGAAAGAGAAAUUAAAUUAUGGAGAAGAUCUAGCAGCACUAAUUAAGGAAGUGGAGGCGGCGAAAGGGGCGGAGCCUAAAGGCGCUGAACCUAAAAAAGGGGCGGAGUCAAAACGAAAAGCCAGAAGGGCAUCAAAUAUCAGUAAGGAGAAAGUCAAAGAGGCGUUUGAGGAGCAUAGGAAGAGAAAAGAGGCAGAGCUUCGAGUAGAUGUAAAGGGGGAGGAUAAAGGGGCGGAGCCUAAAGGGGCGGAGCCUCCAAAAAUAGAAAGUCGAAUUCACUGGACCGUAAUCCACAGCCCUGUACGCUCCCCGAGCCCCGCAAAAGUGACCUCCGAGCCCUCCGAUGGAAUUUUUAAGCCGAUUCCAAAAUAUGCGACGCCGCCCCCAAUUCAAAUCUCCAAAACCGCGACACCAGUGCCUUUCCAAGCUCCGCCCCCUUCUCAAGCUCCGCCCAUUCCACUUCCAAGGUCCCCGGAACUCUCCCCGGUUCGAUCCUACAUUGUUCGCAGCUCCGACGCUAAUAUAACCACAUCCACGGAACUGCAAACUACAGUAACCCGAUUCUCGGCGGCCCCGCCCACAAAUUUGGCUCCGCCCACUGCUCAAGUACACGAUCAGAGUACGUCUCCAAUUCCAUCGAUUCGAUUGCACAGGAAAAAUGAGAAGAUUACGGUACCUACAGUAUCAGUGGAGGCGGCGACAAGUCCGAUUAAGGUGAAGGAGGCCACUCCCACUCAAGCUCCACCCACUUUUGGUUUCUCGGAAAAUCAGGCUCCGCCCACUUUUAGAAAUCAGGCUCCGGCCGCUUUUAGGUCAUCGGACGACCAGGCUCCGCCCACUUUCAAAAUCGAUCGUCCAUACGAAGCUCCGCCCACUUCUCAUGAGACCACGCCCCCUCGAUCUGUUCAGCAAAGAGAACAGGCUUCGCCCACAAGAUAUGAGGCCCCGCCCACUUCUCAUGAUGUUCCGAAGUUUAAGGCCCAGCUCACUCGCUCAGCUCAGCAUAAAGAGCAGGCUCCGCCUCUCCAGGCUCCGCCCCAAAAAUUCGAAACUCCGCCUCUCCAGGCUCCGCCCCAAAAAUUCGAAGAUCCGCCCACUUUCCAACCCAGGGAACAAACCCCGCCCCUUUUGGAUCACACCGCCCUUAUGGACCAAGUGGGCCGCCCAUCAGAAUACUCUUAUAAUCCAGGAUCAAUCAAAAUUCACGAACCAACGGGACCACGACCACUUACAGUAUCCCCAAAGCCAUUUUUAAGCUCCGCCCACUAUCACGAAACUCAUGAAGCCCCGCCCACCCCUACAACUACAGUAAGAAGGGACCCUAAACAUUUCAAAAAAGUGGAUUUCUCGAAAACGAGUCCUACAGUAAUCCCCAAAACGGAAUGGAAGGAUUCGGCGGAUAUAAUUGAUGAAUCGGACAUCUUAACAGAGGAAAUUGACGAUUGCUCAUUGUUGAAAGCCGCGACUUAUGAUGGUGACGAGUCGGAAAUGAUUGAUGACGUGGCAACUUUCGAAAUCGAGGAAGAGGAAAUUCUGGAGGUUUCUAGGCCAUCGAAAAUUCGAGUCGUUGGAAAAUCGCAAGGAGGAGGAGAAGCUGAGCAAUUGUGGAGACAACGAGCCAUGGAACUUCUGGAUGACGAUGCGCAGACAGAGAGGGAUCUUAUGAUAGUGGCAGCGCUUAAUGAGAGACUACAAGGUCUUCGAGAAAUGGAAGACGACGAUCGAGUUCGUGCCAUCGAGUGCAUUGCUCGCCAUCAAAGUGAGCUGGAACAAACCCAAACUCAGCUGAGCACUCUUCUAGAGUCCGCAAUUGUAUAUUUACAAAAUCUCCGGCCCGUGGAGGACACCCCAGAGCCAAGCAUCGCUGGUGACCGUGUAGCUGAGCUCCGGAAGAAGGUUCUAGACGAUUUGGAGCAAUUACCGAUCCUCGGACAGGCUCCGCCCCCUCCGGAGCGCAAGGUUUUCCCUUUUGAAUCUUAUCAACCGGAUAGAGAGGGGGCUGUGGAGACGCAGAGUUUGCACGAUGUCCUUGAUGAGUUCUAUUCGAUUCGAAAACCUUCGGGACGCUCAGAUUCUUCGGCGGAAGACUCGAGAAACUUCUUAGCUGCCCGCCUUGGCCAGGUGAUGAUCAGUGAUAAGAAUGGUGUUGGAGAUAAUGGAAAUGGAAAUUUACAAGGCUCCUCCUACACGAAGACUAGUUUCGAGCGCACGACGACUAAUGGGGAUGCUCCGCAAGCCGGACAUUUGACCACAACAACCACCACAACUCAGCAGCAAAAUGGAGGACGUGUACCGUAUUGUGAGGCAUGCAAGAAUCAGAUUCGAGCCCGCGCCGCUGCGGGCCGUGCCGAUGAGCCAGCCUAUCUCCGAAGUGAGACACUUCGCUUGCUCAAAGAGCAAGAGCACGGAGCACCAACGACUCUGUCGAAUCACCCAAAUCCCAGUGGUCUUCCAGUAUGUUUUAUGUGCACUAGACCGAUUCUGGGUGUCAUGGCUCGUGCCGCCGGCAAGAAUCUUCAUGGGGACUGUCUGUCGUGUGCCACCUGUGGAAACUCACUGAGAAACGUUGGACAUCACUUCAUUGAGGACAAGUUCUACUGUGACAUUCAUGGAACCCAACGGAAAGCCGGCGGACGUCCGGGAAUGGACCCAAACAUUUUUGUGUUAGUUUCAGCUGAAAAUUUCAGCUCGAAACCAAUAAUUUGUUCCAGCAAAUCCUCACCAACUGCCGCUCAGCCUGUUCAUGUCCAACAAGAGAGUCCGCGGGCCGCUUAUCACCCUCAAAUCAAUCAAUAUGCCCGUCCAGUGUCUGUUUCACCAGUACCAUCUGCCGGAGGGAAGACUAUCACCACUCAUUAUCAUACACCAAAAACACAGGGCAUUUUGAGCCCAGCUCAACGCGGCGUGCCAAACGCGGCUUUCGGUGCGGACCUCUCAAAGACCGUAACCUAUGGCGGGGGCGUGGGACCCGGCGGGACCCACUACGACCCAAAUCGCCUGUCGCCGGCUCCAUCUCAAUUUUCUCAAGGCUCGAGACAAACGGCUCCGCCACCAGUGCCAUCGAAUCCGCCACCGUCUCAUGAAAAUCCGUCUUCCCGAGUCCCAGACUCUGUUCGAUCUGCAGUCUCCCCACGACGCACCGGAAAAGUGCCACGUCAAUGGCCUCCACCACAGGCUCCGCCCACAAAUCGAUAUUGGCAAAUUGAUCCGGCAGAUGCGCUCAAGAAAGAGAAAGAGAAAUUAAAUUAUGGAGAAGAUCUAGCAGCACUAAUUAAUAAGGAGAAAGUCAAAGAGGCGUUUGAGGAGCAUAGGAAGAGAAAAGAGGCAGAGCUUCGAGUAGAUGUAAAGGGGGAGGAUAAAGGGCCUCCAAAAAUAAAAAGUCAAAUUCACUGGACCGUAAUCCACAGCCCUGUACGCUCCCCGAGCCCCGCAAAAGUGACCUCCGAGCCCUCCGAUGGAAUUUUUAAGCCGAUUCCAAAAUAUGCGACGCCGCCCCCAAUUCAAAUCUCCAAAACCGCGACACCAGUGCCUUUCCAAGCUCCGCCCCCUUCUCAAGCUCCGCCCAUUCCACUUCCAAGGUCCCCGGAACUCUCCCCGGUUCGAUCCUACAUUGUUCGCAGCUCCGACGCUAAUAUAACCACAUCCACGGAACUGCAAACUACAGUAACCCGAUUCUCGGCGGCCCCGCCCACAAAUUUGGCUCCGCCCACUGCUCAAGUACACGAUCAGAGUACGUCUCCAAUUCCAUCGAUUCGAUUGCACAGGAAAAAUGAGAAGAUUACGGUACCUACAGUAUCAGUGGAGGCGGCGACAAGUCCGAUUAAGGUGAAGGAGGCCACUCCCACUCAAGCUCCACCCACUUUUGGUUUCUCGGAAAAUCAGGCUCCGCCCACUUUUAGAAAUCAGGCUCCGGCCGCUUUUAGGUCAUCGGACGACCAGGCUCCGCCCACUUUCAAAAUCGAUCGUCCAUACGAAGCUCCGCCCACUUCUCAUGAGACCACGCCCCCUCGAUCUGUUCAGCAAAGAGAACAGGCUUCGCCCACAAGAUAUGAGGCCCCGCCCACUUCUCAUGAUGUUCCGAAGUUUAAGGCCCAAGCAGGCUCCGCCUCUCCAGGCUCCGCCCCAAAAAUUGAAACUCCGCCUCUCCAGGCUCCGCCCCAAAAAUUCGAAGAUCCGCCCACUUUCCAACCCAGGGAACAAACCCCGCCCCUUUUGGAUCACACCGCCCUUAUGGACCAAGUGGGCCGCCCAUCAGAAUACUCUUAUAAUCCAGGAUCAAUCAAAAUUCACGAACCAACGGGACCACGACCACUUACAGUAUCCCCAAAGCCAUUUUUAAGCUCCGCCCACUAUCACGAAACUCAUGAAGCCCCGCCCACCCCUACAACUACAGUAAGAAGGGACCCUAAACAUUUCAAAAAAGUGGAUUUCUCGAAAACGAGUCCUACAGUAAUCCCCAAAACGGAAUGGAAGGAUUCGGCGGAUAUAAUUGAUGAAUCGGACAUCUUAACAGAGGAAAUUGACGAUUGCUCAUUGUUGAAAGCCGCGACUUAUGAUGGUGACGAGUCGGAAAUGAUUGAUGACGUGGCAACUUUCGAAAUCGAGGAAGAGGAAAUUCUGGAGGUUUCUAGGCCAUCGAAAAUUCGAGUCGUUGGAAAAUCGCAAGGAGGAGGAGAAGCUGAGCAAUUGUGGAGACAACGAGCCAUGGAACUUCUGGAUGACGAUGCGCAGACAGAGAGGGAUCUUAUGAUAGUGGCAGCGCUUAAUGAGAGACUACAAGGUCUUCGAGAAAUGGAAGACGACGAUCGAGUUCGUGCCAUCGAGUGCAUUGCUCGCCAUCAAAGUGAGCUGGAACAAACCCAAACUCAGCUGAGCACUCUUCUAGAGUCCGCAAUUGUAUAUUUACAAAAUCUCCGGCCCGUGGAGGACACCCCAGAGCCAAGCAUCGCUGGUGACCGUGUAGCUGAGCUCCGGAAGAAGGUUCUAGACGAUUUGGAGCAAUUACCGAUCCUCGGACAGGCUCCGCCCCCUCCGGAGCGCAAGGUUUUCCCUUUUGAAUCUUAUCAACCGGAUAGAGAGGGGGCUGUGGAGACGCAGAGUUUGCACGAUGUCCUUGAUGAGUUCUAUUCGAUUCGAAAACCUUCGGGACGCUCAGAUUCUUCGGCGGAAGACUCGAGAAACUUCUUAGCUGCCCGCCUUGGCCAGGUGAUGAUCAGUGAUAAGAAUGGUGUUGGAGAUAAUGGAAAUGGAAAUUUACAAGGCUCCUCCUACACGAAGACUAGUUUCGAGCGCACGACGACUAAUGGGGAUGCUCCGCAAGCCGGACAUUUGACCACAACAACCACCACAACUCAGCAGCAAAAUGGAGGACGUGUACCGUAUUGUGAGGCAUGCAAGAAUCAGAUUCGAUUCAAAUUCAACAAAUUCAGCGGCGCGUUCGUCCUGGCCGCCGGAAAGUCUUGGUGCCCGGAGCACUUUGUCUGUGCCAACUCGUCGUGCCGUCGCCGUCUUCUGGAGUGUGGAUUCGUGGAGGAAGAUGGUCAGAAGUUCUGUGAAUCUUGUUUCGAGCAGCACAUUGCUCCAAAAUGCUCCAAAUGCUCGAAAUCCAUCAUUUCUGAUUGUUUGAAUGCUCUUCAGAAAAAAUGGCAUCCGACCUGUUUCACGUGUGCCCACUGUCAAAAACCGUUCGGCAACAGUGCAUUCUAUUUGGAGGCGGGGCUACCGUACUGCGAGCAAGACUGGAACGCGCUGUUCACCACGAAGUGCGUCAGUUGCCGCUAUCCGAUUGAGGCCGGCGAUCGAUGGGUCGAGGCGCUGGGAAAUGCGUUCCAUUCGAAUUGUUUUACCUGUGCGCGCUGCAAUAUCAACCUCGAGGGCGAGAGCUUCUUCGCCAAAAAUGGCCAACCAUUCUGCCGAAAUCACGCCUAG
This is a messenger RNA of Caenorhabditis briggsae, 6513 nucleotides long. It is a transcript of the gene Cbr-alp-1, whose product is annotated as Protein CBR-ALP-1. Gene Ontology annotation, biological process: muscle structure development; actin cytoskeleton organization. Gene Ontology annotation, molecular function: muscle alpha-actinin binding; actin binding. Gene Ontology annotation, cellular component: filamentous actin; Z disc; adherens junction. Lineage: Eukaryota; Metazoa; Nematoda; Chromadorea; Rhabditida; Rhabditidae. The record is from RefSeq and is a predicted model, not a curated record. Bases 1 to 6513 code for a protein of 2170 amino acids. The transcript is spliced from 19 exons.